Messenger RNA from Prunus avium (sweet cherry), 2878 nucleotides. RefSeq names its product SWITCH/sucrose nonfermenting 3C (gene SWI3C). The record is from RefSeq and is a predicted model, not a curated record. Gene Ontology annotation, molecular function: protein binding; zinc ion binding. Lineage: Eukaryota; Viridiplantae; Streptophyta; Magnoliopsida; Rosales; Rosaceae.
GAAAAGAAAAUUAAGAGGAAAAAACCUGAAAACUAAAAUUUGCUCAGCAAAGCAAAACACACAGUUGAAAAACAGAGAAGGGAAGCCCUACACACUCUCUCUCCCUCUCUGUCUCACUCUCUCUCUCUCUCUCUCUCUCUCUGUCCCUUGUCUGUCUGUGUGUGUCUCUCUGCCUUUGAUUCUAUUUUUGCGCCAAUCAAAGUCCCAGCAAGUCUCCAAUUCCUUCUCUCUCCUCAAAAUGCCAGCUUCUCCUUCAUUCCCUUCAGACUCCCGCGGCAAAUGGAGGAAGCGAAAGCGCGACCCCCAAAUUCGCAAAGGCAAACGCGACGACGACGACGACGACGACGACGACGCGGUUGCUGCCGCAGAAGACAACGACCUCGAACAGAACGAUGACGUUUCAGAGGAUCCCCACCAUAACCCCCAAUCCGGUGCCGCACCGGAUCCCGGCCCUCACGAGACCGAGGUCCUCGACGGUGGGGUCCGCCAAAGCGACUUCCCUCCCGUCGUUUUGCGCACCGUGAACAGACCCCACUCGUCCGUUCUGGCAAUUGUGGCGCUCGAGCAAGCCAAUCACAGCGGCGGGGACGCCAAGGGCCCCACCAGCCCGAUUGUCUUAGAGAAUGUGUCGUAUGGUCAGCUCCAGGCGUUGUCAGCUGUGCCCGCCGAUAGUCCGGCGUUGGAUCCGGACCGUGCAGAUGGUGCCGGGUCGUCUUACGUGGUCACUCCGCCUUCGAUUAUGGAAGGCCGGGGCGUUGUUAAGCGGUUUGGGAACAGAGUUCAUGUGGUUCCAAUGCACGCAGAUUGGUUUUCACCAGCCACAGUGCAUCGACUAGAGAGACAAGUGGUGCCGCAUUUUUUCUCAGGAAAAUCGUCAGAUCAUACUCCUGAGAUAUACAUGCAAUGUAGGAAUGAAAUUGUUGCUAAAUACAUGGAAAAUCCAGAGAAGAGACUUGCAUUUUCUGAUUGCAGUAGAUUAGCAUUAGCAGGCCGUCUAAGUUCUGAUGAUUUGACUCGAAUAAUUCGUUUUCUUGAUCACUGGGGAAUUAUCAAUUACUGUGCUGUAGCACCGAGUCGAGAGCCUUGGAGUGGCAGUUCCUACUUAAGGGAGGAGCUAAAUGGUGAAAUUCAUGUGCCAUCAGCUGCUCUAAAAUCCAUUGAUAGUUUAAUCAAAUUUGACAAGCCCAGAUGUAGGCUUAAGGCAGCUGAUGUUUAUUCGUCUUUGCCAUGUCAUGAUGAUGAUGAUGUCUCUGAUUUGGACAACACAAUUCGGAAACGUCUAUCUGAAAAUCAUUGCAAUCAUUGUUCUUGUUCUCUUCCCGAUGUAUACUAUCAGUCACAGAAGGAGGUUGAUGUACUUAUGUGCUCUAAUUGCUUCCAUGAGGGAAGAUUUGUGGUUGGUCAUUCAAGCAUAGAUUUCAUACGGGUGGAUUCAACAAAAGAUUAUGGUGAUACAGAUGGGGAGAAUUGGACUGAUCAAGAAACCCUUCUGCUGCUUGAGGCAAUGGAAACGUACAAUGAGAACUGGAAUGAAAUUGCAGACCAUGUUGGUACGAAGUCAAAAGCACAAUGCAUCCUUCAUUUUCUUCGUUUGCCUGUGGAGGAUGGCCUGCUGGAAAAUAUUGAAGUUCCAGGCGUGCCCAUGUCUUCCAACUCGUCAGAUAGAGAUGGUCGUGGAGGAUUUCAUUCAAACUCAAAUGGGGAUACGGCAGGAUCCUGCCCACAAGAUGCUGAUUCUGAAAGCAGGUUCCCAUUUGCGAAUUCUGGGAAUCCAGUCAUGUCCCUGGUUGCAUUUCUGGCCUCUUCUGUUGGGCCAAGAGUUGCUGCAUCUUGUGCCCAUGCAGCAUUGACGGUAUUUUCUGAGGAUAAUGGUGUAUCUGCUUCUGGAAGUAUUUUGCAGAUGGAAGGAUCAGGACAUAGGAUGAACCCUGAGAGCAUACAUGGUAGAGAAGGUGGUGCUCACGGAAAUAUUGCAAAUUCACUUCAGCAGAAGGAAGAGAACACAGCAGGACAUGGUUCUAGGGGUCAAAAUGAGGCAGGGACAAUUCCAAUACCUGCAGAAAAAGUUAUAGCUGCUGCCAAAGCUGGCCUUGCUGCUGCCGCAGUAAAGGCAAAAUUAUUUGCUGAUCAUGAAGAACGGGAAAUUCAGAGACUAUCUGCUAAUAUCAUAAAUCAUCAGUUGAAGAGAUUGGAGCUGAAGUUAAAGCAGUUUGCAGAAGUGGAAACUUUUCUAAUGAAAGAAUGCGAACAAGUGGAGAAGACUAGGCAGAGGAUGGCUGGUGAACGUGCCCGUCUUAUGUCAGCUCGGUUUGGACCCGCUGGAGUAGCUGCACCUAUGGGUUUAGCAGGUCUUGGUCCUUCCAUGUCCAAUAAUAACACUGGUACCGGUAGGCAACAAAUAAUGUCACCUUCAGCUUCACAGCCUAGUGUAUCAGGAUACAGCAACAACCAACCAAUCCAUCCCCACAUGCCAUUUGUGCCACGCCAAUCAAUGUUAGGGUUGGGUCCGAGGAUGCCCUUGACAUCCAUACAGUCAUCCUCAUCAGCUCCAAAUGCCAUGUUUAAUGCCGCAGGGACUGCCCAGCCGACUUUAAAUCAUCCAAUGUUGAGGCCUGUACCAGGUACUAGCUCUGGUCUAGGUUGAAAGAAAACAUGUAGAUUUGGGGUUUAUGGUUAUUCCUUUUGGUCGUUGCUUUCUGCACUGCAACUGAAAGUAGUGGAUAACAUAGAUGACAUUCACGAUCAAUCUGCCUCACAUUCUUUUUUAGUUUUUUUUUUUUCUAUAUAGAAGAUACCUCCGGCAGAUUGUAGGGCCUGUAUGUUCAUACAUUUGAUCAUUAGAAAUUAAUUCAGCCAAAAAAUAAUUGUGUUUCUGAAA